Thunnus maccoyii (southern bluefin tuna) is the source of this 1989-nucleotide messenger RNA. It is a transcript of the gene cyp24a1, whose product is annotated as 1,25-dihydroxyvitamin D(3) 24-hydroxylase, mitochondrial. The transcript is spliced from 12 exons. The coding region runs from base 43 to 1584 and encodes 513 amino acids. Gene Ontology annotation, cellular component: mitochondrial inner membrane. Lineage: Eukaryota; Metazoa; Chordata; Actinopteri; Scombriformes; Scombridae. Gene Ontology annotation, biological process: cortisol metabolic process; C21-steroid hormone biosynthetic process; cholesterol metabolic process. The record is from RefSeq and is a predicted model, not a curated record. Gene Ontology annotation, molecular function: monooxygenase activity; heme binding; oxidoreductase activity, acting on paired donors, with incorporation or reduction of molecular oxygen.
UCCGCUUUAUUUUUUUCUCCUUACAAAUCUACAAAUUUGAGGAUGAGGGCGCAGAUCCAAAAAGUUCCUCAAAUUGUUGAGUUGCUGAAAAAGAAGUCUGUGGGGCUGCAGCACUUCAAACCAACAUCCUCAGUGUGCGUCUUGGAGGAGAAGGAUGCUGUGGAGGCUGCGCGGUGCCCUCACGCUGCCUCCAGAGCGCACAGCCUGGACGCGAUCCCGGGACCCACCAACUGGCCCCUGGUCGGCAGUCUGGUCCAGCUCCUCCGGAAAGGAGGUCUGACAAGACAACACGAGGCCCUGGUUGAUUAUCACAAAAAAUUUGGCAAGAUUUUCCGGAUGAAGCUGGGCUCUUUUGAGUCGGUGCACAUUGGCGCACCUUGCUUGCUGGAGGCGCUCUAUAGGAAGGAGGGAAGUUACCCUCAGAGGCUUGAGAUCAAACCCUGGAAAGCAUACAGAGACCUCAGAGACGAGGCGUACGGACUCCUCAUCCUGGAGGGGAAAGACUGGCAGAGAGUGAGGAGCGCGUUUCAGCACAAACUCAUGAAGCCCACAGAAGUGGUGAAGCUGGAUGGCAAAAUAAACGAGGUGUUGCUGGACUUCGUUAGCAGAAUUGGAAAAAUAAACGCCAGUGGGAGGAUUGAAGACUUGUACUUCGAACUGAAUAAAUGGUCGUUUGAGACCAUUUGCCUCGUCCUCUAUGACAAGAGAUUUGGUCUGCUGCAAGAAAAAGUCAAUGAGGAAGCCAUGAACUUCAUCACAGCUGUGAAAACGAUGAUGAGCACCUUUGGUAUGAUGAUGGUCACACCUGUGGAGCUCCACAAGAGCCUCAACACCAAAACAUGGCAGGAUCACACUGCUGCAUGGGACCGCAUUUUCAGUACAGCCAAAGUCUACAUCGACAAGAAGUUGAAGAGGAACGCCGUCAGAGCGCCCGAUGACUUAAUCGGUGACAUCUUGCACCACAGUUGCCUCUCCAAGAAGGAGCUGUACGCAGCCAUCACAGAGCUGCAGAUCGGAGGGGUGGAGACGACUGCCAACAGUAUGCUGUGGGCUAUUUUCAACCUGUCACGUAACCCUGGCGCCCAGAGGAAGCUGCUGGAGGAGAUUAGAGAGGUGGUGCCUCCUGACCAGGACCCGUGUGGAGAGCACAUCAAGAGCAUGCCCUACCUCAAGGCCUGCCUUAAGGAGUCUAUGAGGUUAUCGCCAUCAGUUCCAUUCACAAGCAGGACCCUGGACAAAGACACUGUGUUGGGAGAUUAUGCCAUUCCCAAAGGAACAGUUUUGAUGAUAAAUACACAUGCUCUCGGCUCCAAUGAGGAGUACUUUGACGAUGGGAAGCAGUUUAAACCUGAGCGCUGGCUGCGGGAGAACAGCACCAUCAACCCUUUCGCCCAUGUUCCCUUCGGCAUCGGAAAGAGGAUGUGCAUUGGACGGCGGCUGGCAGAGCUGCAGCUGCAGCUGGCCAUGUGCUGGCUGGUCAGAGACUAUGAGAUUGUGGCAACGGAUAACGAGCCGCUCGACGUGAUCCAUUCAGGACUUCUGGUUCCCAACAGAGAGCUGCCUGUCGCCUUCAUCAAGAGAUGAAGCUCCAUAUUAAGCUCUUCUGGACAUCGUGACAGAAAGAUGAUACCUCUGUUGCCAUGGCCCUGACGGUCCAGUGACUCCCUGUAUUGCUGCUCUGUAAAUAGAAAAAAAGAAAAAGAAAUUAUUAUACAUGUAAUCAUGCCAUAAAUACCUCAAACUUAUUUAAAACUAUUACUUAUGACUGUUAAUGACUGACCAAAAUACCAGUUGUAAUGUACAAAUUGAAUGUUGUACCAAGGCAGCUGCUGUCCUCAAAUCUUAAUAAGUGUAUGUAGAUGUCAAACUAUAACUUUAUGCUUUGUUUAGUAAGUUAUAUAUAAAUAUAUACAUAUAUAUAUAGGUCACGCAUUUGUUUAUUUUUCAUUGUGUAUAUAAAGUGCAAUUAUAAUAUUGUAAUGAUGUACA